UUUUUUUAAUUCUCAGUAAUCACAUCUUUAUUUUCGAUAGCUGUAAGUCGAGCUAAAACACGAGCCAUUUCCAUUUAAACCGUGGACAAAGAAGACGGAUCUGCGAACAGCAAACAACAAAACGGUUAUUUCAACAGAAACGUUUGGGUUUAAUUCAGUUCAAAGGGCUUUUGUUGGUUUGGGAACAUUGCACAAGCAAGUGUUAUAAAAGUAUGAAGAGUAAGUAAAAAAUCUACUGGAAUCUGGUUUAUAUACAUGUCGCAGCUGAUUGGGUUCACCUCUGACACUCCACCUGACGAGAAAAACCUCAAAGCCCGUUACACACCACCUGAGGAUAAUGUCGUUCAACCCGGACUGUGCCCCAGGUUUCCUUGUAGCCAUGCUGGGGAUUUUCUUUACCACACAUUCAGCUCUGCUGAUUGAAGAUGUGCCUCUGACCAGUGGAGACUUCAACGAUACGAACCCCCCUCAGAAGGUCUUUGAUGUGUACGACAGAGUUGGCUACAACUGCUUCAUAGCAUCUGCUAUCUACACCCUCAUUGGGGCUUUCUCCUGCUACCAGAUGAAGCUCAACAGACAGAAGGAGUACCUGGUGCACUAGUGCCACCUGCUGGACUGAGGAGCUCCCAGCAGCACUCUGACAGCAAGAGGUUCACCUGUCCUCUGACCACUGUCACCUGUCUCAAGGUUUAAAGUCCUAAUCAUAAACUAAAGGGAGAAGACUAAACGCUGUGUGACAGCAGGUCAAAGAUCAGGCCUUCUGCACCUUUUGUGUAUCUAAGAUGAGAUUAAUUCUACCUCUGAUUACAAGUGCUGAAAUGCAAAAAGUUGUUGUUCCCCAGUGAUUGUUCUUGUUAAAUUAUUUUGUCUUGUCUUGCCCUUUUAUACCCAUUGCACAAGAGAAUGUAUUUCUGAUUAUUGCCAGUAUCUAUCUGUGUUUUGAAUGUUAGUCAUUAGAUCAAAUAAUUAAUUUCCUUCACCUGUCUAUUAUUAUUAGGAGCAAGGUUCCAUUCCAUUUCAAACAUUCAAAGGUAUGUGUUUACUUGAUUAGAUGGUUUAUUUGACACAAGCCUGGAUUUUUCACUUUGUCAAAGCUGAUGUUGUUUACACAGUUUGUCCUCACACUUCAAACCUGCAAAAGUGCAUCUCAUCCACAGUUAGUUGGAUCAUGUCCAAGACUUUUCAGCUUUUCAACACAAACAUAUAUGUUGCUUAAGUACCACAACUUAAAGGGAUAGGAUCUUUAGAAGUGGGGUUGUAUGAGGUACUUAUCCACAGAGGAGAAGUUUGGAGAAGCAGGCAGGUGUACAGCCAUGGAAGCUAAGUGAUGUACUGCUGUGGAGGGGGCAGCUGCAAAAUGUUUUUUAACCACCUGAAAGAAUCUAUAUCAGUUUAUGUGUACAACAUAUUUUAAAAUAUUUUCACCACUUUACCUUCCCACCAGACAGCCCUGUCAGACAGGGAAGCAGUUGAUGGCUUUAGUUCCACAUGUGUGCUCUCCUCUAUAGCCACCAGACUCCUCUGACAAAACCAGUUAAUUUAGCUUGCUGAACAUAGGCGCUAAUUGUCUACCACUGCUUUGUUCACUUAAGUUAGCUUGUGUUUAGUGUGACAGUGGUGAAUCCUAACUAACCCUUUUAAACACCAAUGUCACAUAAUAACACAAACUAAUUAACUGUUCGAGGCAGAAGUAGACCAGCAGCUCCCAUUUGCAGCAGUGUUAAAUAACUGUUUUUCUCAAUGGAGUCUGGUUGUGAAUAGAGCAACAGAACGGUUUCAGUUCCCUGUCAGAAACUGCCAUCUGACAGCUAGGUAAAGCGGUGAAAAUAUUCUAAAUAUGGCAUACACUUAAAUUAAUAUUGAUUUUUUUUUUUUCAACUGGUUAAAAUACACUUUGUUGCUGACCUCAUCCACAGCAGUACUAUGUUUAACUUCAGUGUCAGUAUUCCAGCCUGCUUCUCCAAACUUGGGGCGUGUUGACCGCCAUCUACUGUAUGUAUUACACUAACCAUGGGUAAGUACCUCAUUCAACCUCACUUCAAAAAUUCCAAACUAUCUAACUAUAAAUGGUAAAUGCACACAUGAAAAUAUUGGCGGUAUAAAAAAAUGAAAAGAGUGCAAUGACAAAAAGAAUCCACAUUUAGUUUCACAGAGUGAGCUUAAUUCAAUAUAUGUACUAGCUUUUAGCCAUAUCUAAUGGACAUCAUCAGUGUUUGGUGGCUGCAUAAGGAGGGGGUGGUAACUUCUGUCUCUGUUCAAAGAUGGUCUCUGGUGUCAGAUGUAAAUGUCCUCCUUCUUCAACUUAACUCGGGCCAUGACCUUUGACCCAUUCCCAGUAGGGAUGCACGAUAAUGUCGGCACAUCAUUGGUAUCAGCCAGGGGUAGGCAACCUGCGGCUCUGGAGCCUUGUGCCUUUUGUCUGUGGCUUUGACAAAAACGAUAUCACAUUAUCAUUUUUAUUUGUUAUUGUAGGCCUAAAGAAAUUCCUACAUUCUCCAUUUGUAAAAAUGUGUGGUGUAUGUACGGAAUUAAAAAAGAAAAAAAAAAAGUAACAUUUAGUCAUGUGCGCCAUACGCCUAUGGCCUGGCGCCUUUUACUCUUAAUUUUGGUGGCUAGUCUUGAGUCUCCCUCGCUAGGCUAGCUAUGGAUUCCAAAUCCAUAAAAGUAAAAAAAAGUCUCAGAGGAAAAAAUAAAUUUAAAAGUGCAUGGACAGAUUUGUGUGGUUUCACUGCCGGCGCUGCAAUAUUUAAGUACCAAAUAAUCAUAAAUAGCCUACUCCAGAGGAGCCAUCUUGUGGUAAGAAAUAUUUUUGAAUGCUCAUUUAGACCUAUUGUUAAUUUCGACUACGCAUUACCAUAAGACUCAAAUAUGUUUUGCAGCCCCAGGCAGAUUUUUUGAUAUUUUUGGUCAAAAAUGGCUAUUGUGAUAGUUGAGGUUGCUGACCCCUGGUAUCGGCCAAUAUUAGCUUUAAAAUGAGAAUCGGCCAAUAUGCAUUUUCUUGAUUUGCACAAUGAAUGAAUAUUACAUACAUUGACAAAUAUUGUAUUACAUGUCUUGAUUUGCUGGUGGGCCAUCACGAUAAGAGUAUGCAUGCUUAAUAUGAUGUUAAUUCUACUACAGAAGAAACUCGAAGAUAUAUCUGUCAGUCAUCGGCCAAAUGAGUUGUUAUAUAUUGGCAUAUCAGAUAUCGUCAAAAAAAUCUAAUAUCGUGCAUCCCUAGUUCCCAGUCAACCACCUGAUUGAAGUUUUCAGAACAGAAGCAGUUGUGUCUACAGCAUUUCACUCAGAACAGGUAUAUUUUGUGCCUCCAUUAUGCUUGCAGUGGUCGAUGACUUGUGCCUGGCUUACAAUGAUCCAUUAAAAAAAACUUGGUGUGACAAAAAGAUGAUGUGACACAAUCAAACUGCUUCUGGUUGACAUUCCAUUAACACUCCUUUACUUAAUAAAGACACCUUGGCUUGCAUUUUCAAUUAAACAUGUUAUAGAAAUCAUAAAUGGUUUAAUAUUCACAUAAAUAAAAAAGUAUUUUCCCCUA
Epinephelus lanceolatus (giant grouper) is the source of this 3535-nucleotide messenger RNA. It is a transcript of the gene rnaseka, whose product is annotated as ribonuclease, RNase K a. The record is from RefSeq and is a predicted model, not a curated record. Gene Ontology annotation, biological process: nucleic acid metabolic process. Gene Ontology annotation, molecular function: RNA endonuclease activity. NCBI's taxonomy places the organism in Eukaryota, Metazoa, Chordata, Actinopteri, Perciformes, Serranidae.